AUGUUUAAUUAUGAAAUAAUACAUGCGUGUUUGUGUUCAACAUUUGAUCCACAAAUAAUGUAUCAAUUAUAUUUAUGUUAUCAAAUUAAACGAUUAAUACUUGAAUUAAAAUGUAAUACAAUUGAUCAAAGAUUUUUUUCCUCUGCUAAAUGUUUAUCAAAAUAUCCAACGAGCUAUACACAUAUUGAUAUUGUUAAAUCUAGAUAUUAUUCAAGUUAUCUUAAUACAUUUGGUGAUAUAUUUGAUAUUCAUACGUCAAUUGAUAAAGCUAAUGAAGAAGAAUUAGAUAUAAAUGAUCAUUGCUAUAAUUUUAUAAAUAUAAAAGAUAUUGAUCAAUAUGUUUUUGAAACUCAAUCAAAAGAAAAAUUACGUUUAUGA
This is a messenger RNA of Rotaria sordida, 378 nucleotides long. Lineage: Eukaryota; Metazoa; Rotifera; Eurotatoria; Philodinida; Philodinidae. The record is from the annotation of a GenBank genome assembly.